AUGGCUAGGGACAAAAAGAACCCCGAGGAUACUGAACCCUCACAGCCAUCUGCAGCGGUGGGAAGUGAAACCCCGGCUGGGAUUGCGCCUCCAACGAGAUUAUCUGCCUCGGCGCGAAGAACAUAUGGUACAUUAGAUACAUCUACCCUCGAGGCGGCCAAUUCUGAACUGCAGGAUGAUAGCCAAGAGGAUCCCUCGAAUCGUGCGUUUACAACUCAAUCGUCAAGUGUUCCCGAUAAGCCCCAAAAGCCUACGGUGUCGCGCCGCAUGUCUUCCAAACGUCAGAUCCUUCACAAGGGGCAAGGCUUCUCAACCGAUGACGAUGUCAACGAAGUACAGCAAUACAUGACAAUGAAGCAAGGCGCAAACACGCAACAAUCCCCCCGGAUGCGCCCAUUGCGAACGCAAGCCUCGACCCUGAGACGACGUCCCAGUGCUCGUCCUAGUAAUUUGGCGAGAGCCGACUCAGGGGGCUACGACGCAGACGAAAUAGACUUGCCAGAACCAGGUCUGAAUUUCGAAGACGAUUUCUCAUCUUCGAGACAGACCGGACAAAACAGCGACUUGAGGAGUGAGAACGACGAGGAGGAUGAUGACUUAGAGGAUGAUGAAAGCGCAGCCAGCGACGCUGAAAGCUUCACCCUCAAAGACCGUCAACAGGCCAUCAACGAAACACAUCCAUUUGGUAUCAGGAUUUGGAAGCCUGCGCUGUACAAGAAGAGCCGGUCUGUAGAGAAGACGGCCGAGGGCGAUAUCCAUUCAUCUCCGGGUGGCUAUGUCAGUCCCAUGCUCUACCUCGUCAACCUAUUAUGGUCUUUGUUCUUUGGAUGGUGGCUGGCUCUUUCUGCUCUGUUAGCCGCAGUUGCAUGCUUUUGCUUUGCCUACUCCUCGAGUGCCGUGGCAUACGGAAGAGUAUUUGCGGGUCUCUCAAGAUACCUCCUGUACCCGUUCGGGUCAUUUGUGCUUUUGGAGACGGACGAAAUCUACGCCGAAGAGGACGAGGGUGAGGGACGCAGUAUCAGCGAAUAUGAGCAAUGGCAAAAUGGCGACCUCGAGCAUGGUCGUCUUUUCUUCGGGCCUCGCAGGGGUCGAUCUUUGGUCGGUAGACGACGGAACAGUGUCGAUUCAAGUGGAGAGCAAGAUAGCCUGCUCGGGAGGCCCCAGCGUGGACAACGUGAAGACGCUUCUCAGCUCGGUCAAUCCAAGCGUCGUCUUUUUGGGCGUGGUGAAUGGACCUUGGGUCGAGUCGUGUUCUUCGUGUUCUUCUACUUUCUAGUAGGGCCGCUGAUGCUUAUGGUAUCGCUUGUCUGCUGGCUCCUGGUAUUUUGGAUCCCCAUGGGCCGCGUGACGAUCACUCUGGUGAGCCAUCUACGCAGGCAUCCUCUAGCACUCUCUUUCCAUUCCGAUUCCACAUAUGCUAGAUCGAGCACAACCACUUCGUCUUCAAUUCUUCUUUGCACCUAUCGAGCUGCAGGUACAAGGUAUUGGAAGUAUACAGUUGAUGGAACGAACAUUUUCCUAAUCAACCUCCUCGGUGUGGUCAUGUUCGUUAUUUUCGACUAUCACGUUCUGGGCAACUUCCUUGGCUUGAAGAAUUGGCUUACGCAUCCGGGCUUGGUCUUCCCUCUCGCCCUACUCUCCAUCAUUCCUCUGGCCUAUUUCAUUGGGCAAGCCGUGGCAUCGAUUUCUGCUCAGUCUUCGAUGGGUUUAGGUGCUGCCAUCAAUGCUUUCUUCUCAACGAUCGUAGAAGUAUACCUCUACUGUGUUGCUUUAACCGAAGGCAAGGCUCAGCUUGUCGAGGGAAGCAUUAUCGGCAGUAUCUUCGUCGGCAUCUUGUUCCUGCCUGGUCUGUCCAUGUGCUUCGGUGCCCUCAAGCGCAAAACUCAACGGUUCAACGUAAGAUCAGCCGGUGUGACCUCAACAAUGCUAUUGUUUGCGGUGAUUGCUGCUUUUGGUCCCACUCUAUUCUAUCAAGUUUACGGUAGUCAUGAGUUGAAUUGCCAUUCGUGUGUGAGCUCCCUCGAUCCAGAGACCCGAGACUGUCGUCGUUGUUAUUUCUCGCAAACAGCGGCUGUCAAUGAUCAAUUCUUCCAGAAAGCAGUCCAACCAUAUGCAUGGUCCGCCGCUGUAUUCUUGUUCCUUGCGUAUGGCAUAGGCCUAUGGUUUACCCUUAGGACUCAUGCUGCUCUCAUCUGGGCGUCGGAGAUGGAGGAAAAGAAGACUACCCAGACGCAAGCCACCCACUCAGCACCAGACUCAUUCUAUGAACCCCCACAUCUGCUAUUCCCAAAUGGUCAACCCGAAGCCUCGGGUGCUGCCUCUGGCGCGAGAGACUCAAUCCGCGAAUCCCAGCUGUACAAGCGCAUCUUGGGUCAGUCCCUGAAGCACCUUGGCUUGGAAGACAAUGGAUCUGGAACUUGUGAAGAGCCUGGGGGUGAAUCUACCGCAGAAGGUAGAAACAACUUCCCACACUUGGUGCCACCUCAUUCUAGCGGCGAGGACGGAUGUCCUGUGCCGAAAUCUACCCGUCUGAAAGCUAAAGAAGAUAACGACCGUCUCGUACGCCAGUUCACGGAAGUGGCGGCAACAGCGGCGGCAAUGGCUGCCCGGGAUGCGACUCGAAGUCGCAAGCCUACUGGACAACAUCAGCAAGCUUCUGUUCGUCAAGCUAGUCGUUCGGCUGCGGAGCGGCCACGAGCUACUCCUAGGGAUGAACUCGAAGAUCUUGGGAUGGUUGUGGAGCCUACCCAUGCCAGCGGAGGACACGAUGCGCCCAAUUGGAGUAAAAUCAAGAGUUCUAUCGUUCUUCUUGGGGCAACGGUUCUCUAUGCAGUUAUUGCCGAGAUUCUUGUUACCACGGUCGAUGUCGUGCUGGAGAGCGUCGAUGUUGAUGAGAAAUUCCUUGGUAUCACUCUUUUCGCGUUGGUGCCCAACACCACAGAAUUCUUGAACGCCAUUUCCUUUGCCAUGAACGGCAACAUCGCGUUGUCUAUGGAAAUUGGAUCCGCCUACGCACUACAGGUUUGCCUGCUACAGGUCCCGGCUGUGUGGGACAUGAUCACUGUCAUUCUGUGUGUGUUCCUGCUGUCGUAUGUAUACGGAGAGGGCAAAAGCAACUAUUUCAAGGGAUCUAUCCUUGUACUCACCUAUCUCGUCGUUGUUCUCGGCUUCUACAUGUCAGGGUAUGUGAACAUGGACAGCAUGGGUGUGGAUCGGUUCGAUACACUUGCCAUCGGAAGCACCAGCAGUUCAGGCAAGUUCUACACCGUCGGACGAACAAGAGGUGGCGUGGCAUACUAG
This is a messenger RNA of Penicillium bovifimosum, 3300 nucleotides long. Its product is annotated as calcium/hydrogen antiporter. Gene Ontology annotation, molecular function: calcium:proton antiporter activity. Bases 1 to 3300 code for a protein of 1099 amino acids. Gene Ontology annotation, cellular component: membrane; endomembrane system. The record is from RefSeq and is a predicted model, not a curated record. NCBI's taxonomy places the organism in Eukaryota, Fungi, Ascomycota, Eurotiomycetes, Eurotiales, Aspergillaceae. The transcript has 5 exons. Gene Ontology annotation, biological process: intracellular calcium ion homeostasis; calcium ion transmembrane transport.